Peromyscus californicus insignis is the source of this 5202-nucleotide messenger RNA. RefSeq names its product solute carrier family 5 member 7 (gene Slc5a7). The transcript has 9 exons. Gene Ontology annotation, molecular function: choline:sodium symporter activity. Gene Ontology annotation, biological process: neuromuscular synaptic transmission; transmembrane transport; acetylcholine biosynthetic process. Lineage: Eukaryota; Metazoa; Chordata; Mammalia; Rodentia; Cricetidae. The record is from RefSeq and is a predicted model, not a curated record. Gene Ontology annotation, cellular component: axon; synapse; dendrite. The coding region runs from base 275 to 2017 and encodes 580 amino acids.
ACCACUUUGCUCUGACGUCCGUCUCCAGAGCUCUGACGAUCGCCCCCGCCCGCCACGCUUAUAUAGAGACUUUUCCCAAUACUCCUUGCCCCUCGCAGCCCUCGCCGGGCUCCCCAUCGACCCCCUCCACUCACCCUGAACCUCCCAACCUCGCUGCCCCGCACAGCCGCGGGAUCAGGGGGCGCCCGGACCCCCAGAGCAGCUCCGGGUGACGCCCAGAAGGCUUGAUGAAGUAACCUACUGUGGAAGGACCUGCACAUUACCUUAAAUAAAAAUGGCUUUCCAUGUAGAAGGACUGGUGGCAAUCAUCCUGUUCUACCUCCUUAUAUUUCUGGUUGGAAUAUGGGCUGCCUGGAAAACCAAAAACAGCGGCAAUGCAGAAGAGCGCAGCGAAGCCAUCAUAGUCGGGGGUCGAGACAUUGGUUUGUUGGUUGGUGGCUUUACCAUGACAGCCACCUGGGUUGGAGGAGGUUACAUCAAUGGGACAGCUGAAGCAGUUUAUGGACCGGGCUGUGGUCUAGCAUGGGCUCAGGCACCCAUUGGAUAUUCUCUGAGUCUGAUUUUAGGCGGUCUGUUCUUUGCAAAACCUAUGCGUUCCAAGGGAUAUGUGACCAUGUUAGACCCGUUUCAGCAGAUCUACGGAAAGCGCAUGGGUGGGCUGCUGUUCAUUCCUGCACUGAUGGGAGAGAUGUUCUGGGCUGCAGCAAUUUUCUCUGCGUUAGGAGCCACCAUCAGCGUGAUCAUUGAUGUGGAUGUGAACGCAUCGGUCAUCGUCUCUGCACUCAUUGCCAUUCUUUACACCCUGGUGGGCGGGCUCUACUCUGUGGCGUAUACUGAUGUUGUGCAACUCUUCUGCAUCUUUAUAGGACUGUGGAUCAGUGUGCCCUUUGCCCUGUCACAUCCUGCAGUCACCGACAUUGGAUUCACUGCUGUACACACCAAAUACCAGAGUCCUUGGCUGGGAACCAUUGAACCAAUUGAAGUCUACACCUGGCUUGAUAAUUUUCUGUUGUUGAUGCUGGGUGGAAUCCCUUGGCAAGCCUACUUCCAGAGGGUUCUGUCUUCAUCCUCAGCCACCUACGCUCAGGUGCUGUCCUUCCUCGCAGCGUUUGGGUGCCUGGUGAUGGCUCUACCUGCCAUAUGCAUAGGAGCCAUUGGAGCCUCCACAGACUGGAACCAGACUGCGUAUGGGUUUCCAGAUCCCAAGACCAAGGAGGAAGGAGACAUGAUUCUCCCGAUCGUGCUGCAGUACCUCUGCCCUGUGUACAUUUCCUUCUUUGGGCUUGGGGCUGUUUCUGCUGCUGUGAUGUCCUCAGCCGACUCUUCCAUCCUAUCUGCGAGUUCCAUGUUUGCUCGGAAUAUCUACCAGCUUUCCUUCAGACAAAAUGCAUCAGACAAAGAAAUUGUGUGGGUCAUGAGGAUCACGGUGUUUGUGUUUGGAGCAUCUGCAACAGCCAUGGCCUUGCUGACGAAGACGGUGUAUGGGCUCUGGUACCUGAGCUCUGACCUCGUCUACAUCAUCAUCUUCCCACAGCUGCUCUGUGUCCUCUUCAUCAAAGGAACCAACACUUACGGGGCUGUUGCAGGUUACAUUUUUGGACUUUUCCUGAGAAUCACUGGAGGAGAGCCAUAUCUGUACUUGCAGCCCCUAAUCUUCUACCCUGGUUAUUACUCUGACAAGAAUGGUAUAUACAAUCAGAGAUUCCCCUUUAAAACACUCUCUAUGGUUACCUCAUUCUUGACCAACAUUUGCGUUUCUUAUCUAGCCAAAUACCUAUUUGAAAGUGGAACCUUGCCUCCGAAACUCGAUGUAUUCGAUGCCGUCGUCUCGAGGCACAGUGAAGAGAACAUGGACAAGACUAUUCUAGUCAGAAAUGAGAACAUCAAAUUAAAUGAACUUGCACCUGUGAAGCCUCGACAGAGCCUAACCCUCAGCUCAACUUUCACCAAUAAAGAGGCCCUCCUUGAUGUUGAUUCUAGUCCAGAGGGAUCUGGAACUGAAGAUAACUUACAAUGACCCCAUCAAAACCAUACAGAACAGAGCGUUGCUGUAGGAUAGUCCUGGAAAGAAGGUUUGGAGCAUAUCUAACACAUAUUAAAAAUAUAAAUGUUUAGAGGGGAAAAUAUUUGCAGGAAUAAAGAAGUUAUAAUGGACGAGUUCAGAAAAAAAAAUAAUUGCACAGUGAGAAGGAAGGAAGUGUGAAAGCAACAGUUUUAUUUCUCAUCACAGGACUUUUAGUUUUAAAUAGCUUUGUUAAGCAUAUAAAAGUGAGUAAAGCCCCAGCCAAAGAAAAUGGCCAAAUAUUACUUAUCUUUAUUAUGGAAAGAGGAAGUAUCUAUUAACGAGCCCAUGGAAAGGAGACUGAAUGGUUCUGAUCAUCUUUGCUGGCUAAUGCUCUGGACAUCAGUUUAAUUGCUACAACACAUAGACUGCAUUGAUUUGCAACCACUACUGUAAACGAUGCAGUGAGUUAAUCAAUUUACUUCUCUCCAUGUAUGGAUUAGCCUGCUCUUCCAUGAUUUGAAUGUGACAUUUGCUCAGUUUCCAGUGUGCACUCUCUUACUUACUUACCCUUUCUUGCUCUUCUGCAUGAUCUCUCUCUCUCUCUCUCUCUCUCUCUCUCUCUCUCUCUCUCUCUCUCUCUCUCUCUCCAUCCAUCCUUCCAUCCAACCAUCCCUUCGUCUCUCUGUCCCCUUCUCCAUGUUUCUCCCUCCCUCUCUCCACUCACUCUUUCCAAACUCUCCCUCUCUUUCUCUCUUCUAAUUUUGUUUUUGUGUGGUGCUGGAGAUCUAACACAACAGGGCCUUUCACAUGCUAGGUAAGGGCUCGCCUACUGAGCUACACACCCAGCUCCACAAUUUGUUGUGUUUUUUUUUUCAGUGAGGCCAUAUAUUAUUCUAAGCACAAGCAACACAAACAAAAAUUUAUUUAAUAGAGACAUUUUAUGUGUAAAUGAUGGAAAAUAGAGUCCAUGUUGGGAUGGGAAAAAAAAGCACUGAACUCUUUGAGGACGUCCACAAUUGCCAUAUGCUCAAAGAAAAGUGCCCGAAGCAAAGCAUGGAAGGUUAUUGGGCAGCAUUACAGCAAUAAGUCUAGAAGAAAAUUAAGAAAAGGGGAAGAGGAAAAACAUAUUUCUAUCUCCAGCUCUAGUAUAUUAAGUAUUGUCACACCUUACAAAUAUAGUGUCUUGGCUUAUUUUCCAAGUCAGUCCUGGAGACAAAGUUGAGCCAUAUGUAAAGAAAGGCCAUUGUCUAACACCUGUUGCAGGUGAUGAUUACUGCAACAGCUUGCAUUCACUGCAUAUUUAUUACCAGCCAUUCCCAAACAACUCACAGAGAGACUGGACAACAAACCCCACUCAUUUCUGGACAUUCAUGAAUAGAAUAGUUUAGUGUUAAGGAUCUGCUCCGGGCCCUUUUACACAUAAGCCACUUUUAGGGGCUGGAAAGAUCCCCACAAGUGUAUAUACUGAAUUUCAAAAUGUCAUAGAAAACAAAAAAGUAAAAACAAAUCCUAAAGAGAAGAAGCCAUCAUUUUAAUAUCUUGUGUGCACAUGACUUUCCAGAGGUCAAUGGUUAAAUGUAAUUCUGUUCCUGUUUGUAGUAUUCAGCAUUAAGUACAAACCUUGUGCUCCGAGCCCUAGAACUCUUGUCUAUAGGUUACAAUUGGAACUGUCUCAAAUCAUGAACAGGCAGACCUCCUUUGUUUGAAACAUGUGGCUUAAAAUCCCAGUGUGAUUUUCAAACUGUGAAGUUAAAUGAUUUUACAUAUUGGAAUGUUCUCUUUUUCAGUGUUAUCUCAAUACUUGAGCCUCUUCAGUGAAUCAUGUAUACGCUUAAGGAAUAGAGAAUUCCUUCAUCUACCAGUCUUGUACUUGCAAGUGUGGAGUCUGAGAUUCUCAAUGUGGGGUGAGAAAAGAGUCAAGGAAAACACAGACCAAAAAAGAUAAAACUUAGCAUAAAAAAGUAUUAAGGACAGGGAUGCAAUUUCUGGUGAAUAUGGUAUCUCAGACCCACCAGGUCUCCCAGCACAGACAAAAGAGUGAAUUUUGCCUGCCUCAUCAUCACAUGUCCUCCCUCAGAUGGCUGAGGUAUGUGCUUCCAUUAUGCAUGUCAUUAAGCCUUACUCGUACUGUAGAGCCCACAGCGAAGUAGGCUCUUUUCACAGACAUUACAUUGUAAUGUUCUUAGUCAACAAUUGUCCAAAUAACCUUAUGUAAUUACAGUGAAAAAAUAAUAUUAAUGGUAAUUAGGAGAGAAACAUUUGCCUUACCUCAGAAUACUAAAGCUAAAUAGAGUAUAAACUAAUAAACAGUGUAUUUUUGUUUUGUUUUUGAAGCACCAGUACACACUAUCAAAGCAGUUACCAAAAAUCACAUACCCAUUAAACUUGCUAAAGAGAAGUAAGAUGAUAUUUAAAGUAUUAAAAUAUCAAAAGGUUGAAUGAAGAAUCCCAAGACAUUCAUCAUGCACUCUGGCAUGAUUUCUCCCUGAUUUCCAAGCAAGGGAAUAAGAUUCAAGUUGCCGAAGGUGUGCUCUGUUUUGGCAUGGAGACAUCUGUAAGUUAUUCCAGACUCAUGCAGUUGACCUCAUUUUCAAAUUCAUCCCCAGUGAAAUCAAAAUAGCCCAGGUGUUUCACUCUCACUUGGGAGGUAAUACCCUUACAUAGCAUCAGAACAAGAUAGGAGUUUUACUUCUACACUUUACCAAUGAUUGCACCAUAUUUCUUAGGUAAAUUGUGUUCCCCUCCACAUGUUCAGAACAUCAGGCUUGUAGCUGGAGUGAUAUUUCAACAAGCUGUCAAGUGCUCAGUGCCAAAUCCAAUUUCAUUGCUAUACUUAAAGUAAUGAAUUUUAUGUGAAUAUCAUAUGAAUGUAAGCUUGAAAUGAGUGGAUUUACUAUAAUAUGUAUAGAAAUUUUUAUUUGUAAAUAAUGAAUUAGCAUUAUAUUUUAAACAUAAAUCAUCAUUUUCCUUUUUAUCCUUCUACAAAAUUUACUCUGAUAUCAUGUAUAAUUUAUUCUAAGUUUGCCAUAAUGUAUGUUUGCUACUGCAUAGACAAAUGCAUAUAAUGGUUCCAAAACCUAUAUUUUUAUCUGUCAAAAUAUUAUACAGAAUUAUACUCAUAAUAAGUAGAUUUACAAGUAUAUAUGUAUGUGUUUAAAUGUGAUGAUAUUGUAUUAAAUUAUGCCAUUGUAAUUCAA